Molecule: messenger RNA, 906 nt
Organism: Juglans regia (Persian walnut)
Lineage: Eukaryota; Viridiplantae; Streptophyta; Magnoliopsida; Fagales; Juglandaceae
Product: peptidyl-prolyl cis-trans isomerase FKBP16-3, chloroplastic-like
Exons: 7
Coding region: 21-770 (249 amino acids)
Molecular function (GO): peptidyl-prolyl cis-trans isomerase activity
Source: RefSeq, a predicted model, not a curated record
AGAGAGAGACACAUAUACAUAUGACACGCCAAGAUUUCGUUAUCCGUUUCCGAAGGUUACGAGCUCCUCGCUUCACAAGGAGGAUGGCUUCUCUGUUGCUUCCAAUUGGUUCUGCUUUUGGCAACAGUCUGUUUGCCAAUCAUCAAGCCAUUUCCAGUGAUAAAGUUCGCGGUCUGGUUGUGAGAUGCUCAACUUUGGAUCUUAAGGCUGAAGCUUCAAGGGCAAGUGAAUUGAGGGAUGAGUUCAAUGUAAUUAAACGUAGGGAUAUAAUUGGGCUGGCUUUUGGAUUGUCAAGCCUCUUUAUAGACUCAUUUGAAGCCAAGGGCGCUGGCUUGCCCCCUGAGCAGAAGCCAAGACUCUGCGAUGACACUUGUGAGAAAGAGCUUGAAAAUGUACCUAUGGUAACUACAGAGUCUGGUUUGCAGUAUAAGGACAUAAAAGUUGGUGCAGGCCCUAGUCCACCAGUUGGAUUUCAGGUGGCUGCUAAUUAUGUUGCCAUGGUUCCAUCUGGACAAAUAUUCGACAGUUCAUUGGAGAAAGGUCAGAUUUACAUUUUUCGUGUUGGCUCUGGUCAGGUGGUCAAGGGACUUGAUGAAGGGAUCCUGAGCAUGAAAGCAGGAGGAAAGCGUCGAAUUUUCAUCCCAGGAUCAUUGGCAUUUCCAAAAGGUCUCACUUCAGCUCCAGGAAGGCCAAGAGUGGCUCCAAACAGUCCAGUCAUCUUCGAUGUGAGUUUGGAAUACAUACCAGGCCUUGAAGUGGAUGAAGAGUAACAGAAUUCUUUGUCCCCUUCUUUUUUCUUGUCCCUUUUUUUGACCUUUAUUGGCAUCCAAAACAAGUUCAUGAUUUCAGUACUAACACUGUAAAACUUCCAUUAAUUCAUUAAUUUCUUUUUCACACUGUACAAAA